GGACAGGUGGGAGCAGUUAGACGACUGGAGACGCGGAGACCGGCGCGCAGAGAGAGGGAGGGAGAGGCAGGGGACGCAGACAGGAGGGAGAGGGCGUAGCAGCCUCGCGCGCCCUCCCUGCAGACGCCCUCCUCUGUCCGAGGGAAGCGGCCGGGGCGCGGAGUGGCAGAACGAGAUGCGGGUGCAGAAGACCGGGAGAAGGUCCCUGCCUCGCUAGUGGGACCAAGAGUCGCGGAGGGACCGCCGCGAGGGGCAGCUCGGAGAGCGGAUCGCGCGACGGCGGCAAGCCCGCGGUGGGCUGCCGGGCUGAGGGACAGACGGCCAGACAGACAGACGUGCCCGGGGACGGACUGGCAGCCAGGAGGCGGGAGCUCGCUCCCUCUCCGCAGCCAGGGGCCGAGAAGGCGGCGGCGGCGCCCCGCGAGCGCAUCUGAGCAGCGGGGAGCCGCAGGGACCUCGGGGUCACCGGCCGAAGCCGCUGCUGUGGCCGCAGCCCUGGGUGCCGCAGCCCUGCCGGGAGCCCCGCCGCCGACGCCGCAGAAGGCUCCUUUUAUUAGCAGUUGAAUAAAUCGACCCAAAAUAAUAACAAUAAUAAGCCAAAGCAAACAAAUAGAGCCAAGUCAUCCGUGAGAAACAAUAAUACUAAUAAAAGCCACAAACCAAAAUCAAUCAAGGAACAGAGACGCUGGGGGGACGUCCACUUUUCGGUCAAGGUGGACGAUGUGUCAGACCGUGUAAGGGAAUCACAUGGAGAUGGGCGUUUUGAACUGUUAAUGGGGACAUGGGACUCCCGUUGUCUCUGAUCCCACGUGUGGAUUUUCCCAGCGAAGGACAGAAGCGGCUCGUAAGCUGCCAAGACCGGCAGCCGGACUCCUGCAGGAAAGGGUGUCAAACCUUGUGAUUUUAAUUUGCAUCUGGGAGAAUGUCUGAGCCAGGAGACCUGAGUCAGACCAUAGUGGAGGAAGGUGGGCCUGAGCAGGAGACGGCCACUCCGGAGAAUGGUGUCAUUAAAUCUGAAAGUCUGGAUGAGGAGGAGAAACUGGAAUUACAGAGGCGUCUGGCGGCUCAGAACCAAGAGAGAAGAAAAUCUAAGUCAGGAGCAGGCAAAGGGAAACUGACUCGCAGCCUUGCUGUCUGUGAAGAGUCCUCGGCCAGACCAGGAGGGGAAAGUCUUCAGGACCAGGAAUCAAUUCAUUUACAGCUUUCCAGUUUUCCCAGCCUGCAAGAGGAGGAUAAAUCUAGGAAAGAUGACCCUGAAAGAGAAAAAGAAAAGGAUAAAAACAAAGAUAAAACCUCUGAAAAACCCAAGAUCAGAAUGUUGUCAAAAGAUUGCAGCCAAGAAUAUACGGAUUCUACAGGCAUAGAUUUACAUGAGUUUCUGAUUAACACGUUAAAGAAUAAUUCCAGAGACAGGAUGAUACUCCUGAAAAUGGAGCAGGAAAUUAUUGAUUUCAUUGGUGACAACAAUAAUCAUUAUAAAAAGUUUCCUCAGAUGUCAUCCUAUCAGAGGAUGCUUGUCCAUCGAGUGGCCGCUUACUUUGGGCUGGAUCACAACGUGGAUCAAACAGGGAAAUCGGUCAUCAUCAACAAGACCAGCAACACAAGAAUACCAGAGCAAAGGUUUUGUGAACAUUUAAAAGAUGAAAAAGGUGAAGAAUCCCAGAAGCGGUUUAUCUUGAAGCGAGAUAACUCUAGUAUUGAUAAAGAAGACACUCAGCAAAACAGAAUGCAUCCAUUUAGAGAUGACAGACGAAGUAAAUCAAUUGAAGAGAGAGAAGAGGAGUAUCAGAGAGUGAGGGAGAGAAUAUUUGCACAUGAUUCAGUUUGCUCCCAGGAAAACCUCUUUGUGGAAAACAGUAGGCUCUUGGAAGACAGUAACAUAUGCAGUGAGACCUAUAAGAAAAGACAGCUCUUUCGGGGCAACCGAGAUGGCUCAGGGAGAACUUCAGGAAGCAGGCAGAGCAGCUCCGAGAAUGAACUCAAGUGGUCUGACCACCAGCGGGCCUGGAGCAGCACAGACUCCGACAGCUCCAACCGCAAUCUCAAGCCGGCCAUGACCAAGACGGCGAGUUUCGGGGGCAUCACGGUGCUGAGCAGGGCUGACAGCACGUCCAGUAGCAGAAGUACCGGGAAGCUGUCCAAAGCAGGUUCCGAGUCCUCCAGCAGUGCAGGCUCCUCAGGAUCGCUGUCACGCACAUAUCCGCCUCUCCAGAGCACUCCGCUGGUCUCGGGUGUGGCAGCCACUUCUCCUGGCUGUGUGACCUACCCAGAGAAUGGGAUGGGGAGCCAGGUUGCUCCCAGCAGCACCAGCUACAUCCUCCUUCCACUCGAAGCUGCCACAGGCAUCCCGCCCGGAAGCAUCCUGCUUAAUCCACACACAGGUUGGCCAGCCCUUGUGAAUCCUGAUGGGACCCCCGCCAUCUACAACCCCCCAGCCAGUCAGCAGCCCCUGCGUAGUGCGAUGGUGGGGCAGGCCCAGCCGCAGCCCCAACAGCAGCCCUCCCCGCAGCCCCAACAGCAGGUCCAGCCAGCCCAGCCACAAAUGGCCAGUCCCCUGGUCACUCAGGGGCUGCAGGCUUCCUCCCAGUCCGUGCAAUACCCAGCUGUGUCUUUUCCUCCCCAGCAUCUCCUGCCUGUGUCGCCAACGCCGCAGUUCCCCCUGAGAGAGGACGUGGCCACGCAGUUCAGCCAGAUGACCCUGAGCCGGCAGUCCUCGGGGGAGACUCCCGAGCCCCCCGCUGGUCCCGUCUACCCGCCAUCCCUCCUGCCUCAGCCCACCCAGCAGCCAAGCUAUGUCAUUGCUUCCACGGGUCAGCAGCUUCCCACAGGGAGCUUCUCUGGCUCCCAGCAAGUCCUCCAACCCCCUGCCUCGCCACAAGGAUUCGUGCAUCAGCCUCCACCCACACAGAUGCCCGUGUAUUAUUAUCCGUCUGGUCAGUACCCUACCUCAACCACACAGCAGUACCGGCCCAUGGCCUCGGUUCAGUUCAGUGCUCAGAGGAGCCAGCAAAUACCGCCGACGGCGCAGCCAGCAGGUUACCAGCCAGUCUUGUCUGGUCCGCAGGGGUUCCAAGGCCUCGUGGGGGUGCAGCAGCCACCUCAGAGUCAGGGCGUGAUGAGCAGCCAGCAGGGAACUCCAGUGCAGAGCGUGAUGGUCUCCUACCCAGCCGUGUCUAACUAUCAGGUGCCAAUGACCCAGGGUUCUCAAGGACUGCCCCAGCAGUCGUACCAACAGCCACUCAUGCUACCUGCCCAGGCAGGCCAAGGCUCCCUCCCAGCCGCCGGGAUGACCGUGUACUGUAACGUCACGCCGCCCACCCCUCAGAACAGCCUUAGGCUGAUGGGCCCGCCCUGCCCCUCCAGCACUGUCCCCGUGGUGUCGGCCAGCUGCAGGACCAACUGUGCCAGCAUGAGCAACGCCGGGUGGCAGGUCAAGUUCUGAGCACUCUGGCCAUGCCCGUGUCUUCCGACACUACCGUGGCCCUUUGCAGGAGGAGGAGCCAGCUGGGCAAACUCGCUGAGGACUUAAGUAUUCACUCCACACCCAAAUGACUGCUGCUGGUAUUCUGUAAAAAAAAAAAAAAAAAAAGACGAAUCCACACGUUAGCUGGUUAAUGGUGCAUAUUUCCGUCAUGUCCGCUAGGUAUGCCUUUCUAGCUUAGCUAGUGACAUGAAUUCAUCAAGGUAAGAUUUUCUCCUACCACUGAAUACCACUGUGUAGACGAUACUAUCCCUAAUUUGGAUUAUUAGUUUUGUACUUUGUGUUGAGUUUGUGAUGCUAAGAAGUAUUUAAAAAAAUUAUAUACUGAAAUCACAUUGUACCAAAGCUGUAAUGGAAAAGAAAAGAAUUGAUGAAUGGAAGGAAUAAUUUAUAUACACAAUAGAGUUUUCUUUUUUUAAUGGAUAUAUACUGUAUUGUAGUGUUUAAGCAAAAUAAAACUAUUUGACCUUAUGGAGGAAGGUCAUGUUUUUA
This is a messenger RNA of Capra hircus (goat), 3973 nucleotides long. RefSeq names its product cAMP regulated phosphoprotein 21 (gene ARPP21). Gene Ontology annotation, cellular component: cytoplasm. Gene Ontology annotation, molecular function: nucleic acid binding. Lineage: Eukaryota; Metazoa; Chordata; Mammalia; Artiodactyla; Bovidae. The coding region runs from base 923 to 3442 and encodes 839 amino acids. The transcript is spliced from 21 exons. The record is from RefSeq and is a predicted model, not a curated record.